Messenger RNA from Staurois parvus, 1070 nucleotides. The record is from the annotation of a GenBank genome assembly. Lineage: Eukaryota; Metazoa; Chordata; Amphibia; Anura; Ranidae.
CAGGACAGUGCGUGUUUGGAUGAAGAGAGACAGUGGUCAGUUCUGGCCUAGUAUAUAUCAUGCCAUGCCAGCUCCAUGUUCAUGUAUGUCUUUUAAUCCAGAAACUCGGAGGCUGUCCAUAGGCCUGGACAAUGGUACUAUCUCAGAAUUUAUUUUAUCUGAAGAUUACAACAAAAAUGAUCCCAUCAAGAACAUAUCAAGCCCACCAGAGCCGACUGACAAUGGUUCUGUUUGUCCUGGAAAUGGAGUGGAUGUUGAGUACAGGACAGGACAAGCUGUUCACAUGGCACUGUUCAGAGACGGGGGAACGUCUGGGAAACUACCGCACUACAGCCUGUGCUUCAUGUCUGCAAUUCGAUGUGGAGACAAGACACGUAUUUGUCGGGGAUUAUUCUGGACAGGUGACCAUUUUAAAACUUGAACAAGACAACUGCAGCCUCAUUACCACAUUUAAGGGACAUACAGCUGGGGUGACCACCUUGUGCUGGGAUCCGGUACAAAGACUUCUGUUCUCAGGAAGCUCGGAUCAUUCCAUCAUCAUGUGGGAUAUUGGGGGACGAAAAGGAACGGCACUGGAACUUCAAGGGCACAAUGAUAAAAUCCAGUCCAUCUCCUAUGCACACCAUUCCAGACAGCUCAUCUCCUGCAGCGCGGAUGGUAGUAUUGUUGUCUGGAAUAUGGAUGUUGAAAGACAGGAGACACCAGAAUGGUUGGACAGUGACUCCUGUCAGAAGUGUGAUCAGCCUUUCUUCUGGAACUUCAAACAGAUGUGGGACAGCAAGAAGAUCGGCCUCAGGCAGCACCAUUGCAGGAAAUGUGGGAAAGCAGUAUGCGGUAAAUGUAGCUCUAAGAGGUCCACCAUUCCUCUCAUGGGAUUUGAAUUUGAGGUCCGCGUGUGUGACAGCUGCUAUGACACUAUCACUGAUGACCAGCGAGCACCAACUGCAUCUUUCCAUGAUAGUAAACACAACAUUAUCCAUGUAAACUUCGAUCCCACAAGGGUCUGGUUAUUGACUUCAGGAACAGACAAGGUCCUAAAGCUGUGGGAUAUGACUCCGGUUGUAUCUUGA